AUGGUAAUAGUAACGGUGACAGUGAUGGUAAUGGUAUGGAUAAUUGAUAAUAACGGUAACAGUUACCGUAAAGGUGAUGGUAACGGUAAUGAUGACAGUAACGAUUACAAUAAUGGUCAAGGUGACGGUGAUUAUAACGGCAAUAGUAAUAGUAACGGUGACGGUGACCGUAACGAUAAUGGUAAGGUUGACGGUGACAAUGACGGAAACGAUGACGCUAGUGGUAUCACAUAUUGUAACGGUGACGGUAACCAUAAUGGUAACGAUAAUGGUGACAUUGAUUGUAACAUUGACGGUAACGUUGAUAGUAUCAGUAACGAUGAAGGUAAUGGUAACGAUGACUGUAAUGCUUACGAUGACAGUGAUGGUAACGAUGAUGGUAAUGGUGACGAUAACAAUGACGGUAACAGUGACGAUAACGAUGAUAAUAACGUUUAUGAUAACAGUAAUUGUAAUGAUAACAGUGACGAUGAUGGUAAUGGUGACGAUAACAAUGAUAAUAACAGUUAUGAUAACGGUAAUGGUAAUGAUAAUAGUGACGAUGAUGGUAAUGGUAUGGAUAAUGGUGAUGGUAAAGGUGACAGUAACAGUAACGUAACGAUGACAAUAGUGAUUAUGAUAACGGUAGCGAUUAUAGUAACGGUAACGGUAACUGUGAUAGUAACGGUAACGGCGAUGGUGACGGUAACGACAACAGUAACGAUUACGAUAAUGGUCAAAGUGACGAUGAUUAUAACGGUAAUAGUAAUAGUAACGAUGACGAUGACUAUAAUGAUAAUGGUAAGUAACGGUAACGGUGACGAUAACGAUGACAGUAACAGUGACGGUGACUGUAAUGCUUACGAUGACAAUGAUGGUAACCGUGACGAUAACGAUGACAGUAAUGGUGACAAUAAUGAUGACGAUAAUGGUAAUAGUAAGAGUUACGGUUGUGGUAAUGGUAAUAGUCAUAGUCAUGGUAACAGUAACGGUAGUGGUAACGGUCACAGUAACGAUGAUGGUAACAAUAACGGUAAUGUUAAAGAUAAUGGUGACAAUAACAAUGGCAGAAAUAGCUAUGGUAACUAUGACUGUGAUGCUAACAGUAACGGAAAUGUUAAAAAUAAUGGUGACGGUAAUAGUGAUGGAAAUGACGAUGGUAACGGUGAUGGUGACGAUAACGGUAACGAUGACGAUUACGAAAAAGGUUACAAUGAUGGUAACGGUAUUGGUGACCGUGAUAGUAAUGAUAAUAGUAAAGAUGACAAUGACAAAAACAGUAACGGUAACAACAAUGGUGACUGUGACGAUGGCGAUAACGAUCACGGUCACGAUGACAGUAACGUUGACGGUAACAGUAACAAUAACAGAAAGAGUAAUGGUAACGAUGAUGAUAACAAUAACGAUAAUGGUAACGAUUACUGUAACAGUAACGGUGAUGGUAGUUGCAACGGUAAUAGUAACAGUGACGAUGAUAGUAACGGUGAUGAUGAGAGUAACUAUUACGGUCACGGUCACGGUAACAGUGAUAGUAAUGGUAUCACAGACGGUAAUGAUUACAGUAACGAUAACCAUGAUGGUGACAUUGACGUUAAUAGUGACAGUAACGGUAAUGGUCACAAUGACGUUAAUAGUGACAGUAAUGGUAACGGUGACGGUCAUGAUAAAUGGUGA
Vitis vinifera (wine grape) is the source of this 1653-nucleotide messenger RNA. RefSeq lists its product as uncharacterized. NCBI's taxonomy places the organism in Eukaryota, Viridiplantae, Streptophyta, Magnoliopsida, Vitales, Vitaceae. The transcript is spliced from 4 exons. Bases 1 to 1653 code for a protein of 550 amino acids. The record is from RefSeq and is a predicted model, not a curated record.